This is a messenger RNA of Lepus europaeus (European hare), 2452 nucleotides long. RefSeq names its product syndecan 4 (gene SDC4). Gene Ontology annotation, biological process: cell migration. Gene Ontology annotation, cellular component: membrane; cell surface. The coding region runs from base 28 to 627 and encodes 199 amino acids. NCBI's taxonomy places the organism in Eukaryota, Metazoa, Chordata, Mammalia, Lagomorpha, Leporidae. The record is from RefSeq and is a predicted model, not a curated record. The transcript is spliced from 5 exons.
UGCGCGCCCGCCCUGUGCCGCGGUACCAUGGCCCCCACUCGCCUGCUCGCGCUGCUGCUGCUGUUCCUCGUCGGCGCCGCCGCAGAGUCGAUCCGGGAGACGGAGGUCAUUGACCCUCAGGACCUCCUGGAAGGCCGGUACUUCUCUGGGGCACUACCAGAUGAUGAGGACGCUGGGGCACCCGGGCAGGAGCCUGGUGACUUUGAGCUGUCUGGCUCCGGAGAUCUGGAUGACGUGGAGGGGCCCAAGAUCGUCCCUGAAGUGGUCCAGUCCUCGGUGCCUCUAGAUAACCACAUCCCUGAGGAUGCUGGGCCUGGGAGCCAGCUUCCCACCAAGCCCAAGAAACUGGAGGAGAACGAGGUUGUCCCCAAGAAGAUCUCCCCCUUUGAGGAGGACGACGACAUGUCCAACAGGGUGUCCAUGUCCAGCACUGCCCAGAGCAGCAGCGUCUUUGAGCGGACCGAGGUCCUGGCGGCUCUGAUCGUGGGCGGCGUCGUGGGCAUCCUCUUUGCCGUCUUCCUGAUCCUGCUGCUGCUGUACCGCGUGAAGAAGAAGGACGAGGGCACCUACGACCUGGGCAAGAAGCCCAUCUACAAAAAAGCCCCCACCACCGAGUUCUACGCCUGAAGCGGCCUCCCGGCCCCGGCUUGGCUUUCAGCGGGGGAGGGAAGCCGAAGGAUUUUGAGCGUUAGGGUUGAGGGCGGCCAGGUGAACACUGACGCCCCAGUAGCUCCGGCUCCGAUGACCUUAAUGGCAGAAGAGGCAAAGUCUUCCUACUGUCCUGCCUAGUUCUUGAUUCUCCGAGACUCGGUUGCCCCGGCAGAAAAAUGGGUUUCAGCGUGGCCUUUCUGAAGACAAGCCUGGGACUGGAUCGGUUUGUAAGUUCCAGAUCAGGAUCUGGACCAGGCUUCUCAGCACAGGUGUCUUCCAGAGCCCCUCUGAAGCCAGGCGGUAGGGGGCGCUGUGAGAGUCCUGGCUGGAGGAGCAGCCCCGGCAGCCGCCUCCUCCCGCCCUUUCACAUCUCUCCAGGACUUGCGAGAAGGCACGAAAACCACCCGCACCUUGCGCUGUGUCCAUCAGUGGGUACCCACGAUCCCACAGCGGGAUCGCUGUGCUGUGUCUUGGGCCGUUCUAAGCAAUUUCAAGUGACUUUUGGAAAUCAACCUUUUGUAUUCAGGGAGGGAGGGAGGGGAGAAGAGCUGAAAGUUCAUGCCGAAAUGGGUUUGUAGAAUAUUUGUAAAUCUAUUUUUAAUACGCGUGUGUGUUUUUAAUGGUUCAUUCCUCUGUGCGGAGUCCCCCUGCCCGGGCCAGAGCGUGGGGGCGCCUACAUGGUCUUCACUCCUGCACAUUUCCCCAGCACCUGCUAAGUUUGUAUUUAAUGGCUUGUUGUUCUUGGUUCUUGAAAAUGAGAAAAGAGAUGGAGAUAUGAUUUUAUUAUUUUUUUUUACUUUAUUUAUAGCUUCAGAUAGGGCCUCUCCUCCUGUCUUCUCUCCUGGUUUUAAACCUCCUUCCUCAGUAUUUCACCCUCUCCUGUUCAAGACUUAGGCCCUUUCUGGAGCUGCUUCCUCUAAGAAGUAGCUUUGGCUGAGACGUCAUUUUUUUUUUUUUUUUUUUUUUUAGCAAAUCCCAAGAUAUAACCCAGGGGAUGGUGGAGUAUUUGUCCCUGUGUUCUUGUAAUAUAUUCUUCUUCCUUGGUUCUAGAAAAAUAGAAAUAUAUAUUUUUUCAGGAGAUAGUGUGGUAUUUCCGGUUUGUGUUGGCUGGGUGGUUGAGUGAGUGGAGUUUUUGUGGCCGGUUAGCUUUUCUUUACCUCUUUCUCUUGUCCCAUUCUUGGUGCCUUCUCCUGAUUGCGCUGGGUGAGUUGAGGGUGCGGAUUCUGCUCCCUUUUUGCCUUCUGCUGGGGGCCCAGCUGGGCUCCUUUGGUUUGCUCCCUCCAAGCUCUAGGGCUGUCCACUACAGGACGCACAUGUGGCUGUUGAGAUUCAGGUCACUUCCAACCACAGUUGCACUGACCACAUCCUGUCUGUCACCACGUGUGGCUGCGGCUGUGAGCGUUUCCACCUAUUGGAAGGAAAUAAACUGGCUUAACCAGUUAUGGCCUCGGCUCUUCUGGGAUGACCCUUGUCCCCCCUGGGCAAGGGGAGGCCGGGGGGGAAGGGCUGAUCAGGCUCUUAUCUCCUGAGAGGAGAGGCUUGGUGGGUUAGCCUGGGCCACUGUGUCUUCUGACCCCACUGGCUGGGGUGGAGGUAGUCCCCUCCCUCGCUGCACUCAGCAGUCCUCGGCUCCCCCCAACACCCCAACCUGGGGUCCCAGCUGGCUGGGUCCUCUCUACCCCCACGUCCGCUUCCUCGUGCCAUGUUGGAGCGAGCCCCUCUGUGUAGCCAUUUCUCAUACUGUUGUCUGUUACUGAUUUUUUUUUUUUGAUAAAAAGAUAAUAAACCCUGAUACUUUCUA